GUGAAAGAAGAGGAGGCCGAGAAAGAAGAGGAUGAAGUUUAUGGAGUGAAAGAGGAGGAUGGGGAGAUGACCUUAACAUCCAUAAAGGAGGAGGAGGAAACUGGAUAUCUGGGCCCGGUUUCCCAAAGGCAUCUUAAGGCCAGUGGUUCUAACGAUGAAUUUAACCAUAAGGUGGUUUUUGGAAACCGGGGCCUGGUUAAUACUAGAGAGAGACUUGAUUAUCUCGGGUCCUCUGGGAGGUCUACAGAAGAGAGACGUGACUACUGUGGGUCCUCUGGGGAGUCUCAACAACAUCAUGAAGCUGACAAGGCAGAUCAGAGUCUCUCCAAAUCAGAACACCUCAAGAAACACCAACAGAGACCCACCGGGAAGAAAUGUCAUUGCUGCUCUGACUGUGGGAAGAGAUUCAACUCUUCAGGAGACCUUAAAAUACAUCAAAGAAUUCACACUGGAGAGACAUCUUUUGGCUGUGAUCAAUGUGGGAAGAGAUUUACUGAUUCAAGCAGCCUGAAAUCACACCAAAAAACACACACAGGCGAUAAAUCCUAUAGCUGUUAUCAAUGUGGGAAAAGUUGUACUACAUCUAGCCAUCUAAUUGUACACCAGAGAACACACACAGGAGAGAAACCUUUUAGCUGUGAUCAAUGUGGGAAGAAAUUUACUGUGUCAAACUCCUUGAUGGUGCACCAGAGAAUACACACAGGAAAGAAACCUUAUAGCUGUAGUCAAUGUGGGAAGAGUUUUACUCAACCAGAAAGCCUGAUUGUGCACCAGAGAAUACACACAGGAGAGAAACCUUAUAUCUGUUAUCAAUGUGGGAAAAGUUGUACGACAUCUAGCCAUCUAAUUGUACACCAGAGAACACACACAGGAGAGAAACCUUUUAGCUGUAGUCAAUGUGGGAAGAGUUUUGGUACAUCUAGCCAUCUAAUUGUACACCACCGAACACACACAGGAGAGAAACCUUUUAGCUGUAGUCAAUGUGGGAAGAGUUUUAGUCAAUCUAGUGAUCUGACAGUACACCAGAGAACACACACAGGAGAGAAACCUUAUAGCUGUGGUCAAUGUGGGAAGAGUUUUGUUCAAUCUGGCCAUCUGACAGUGCACCAGAGAACACACACAGGAGAGAAACCUUAUAGCUGUGGUCAAUGUGGGAAGAGUUUUAGUACAUCUGGGUAUCUGGCUAUACACCAGAGAACACACACAGGGGGGAAACUUUAUAGCUGUCAUAAAUGUGACAAGAAAUUCUCAGAUAAAAGACUUCUGAUCAAACAUCAGAAAAUACAUACAUGAAGCAAUUGUUUCAUGAAAUCAAUGAAAUAUCCCACCUAGCAAAAUGAAAUUGAAAAGACAUUGAAAAGAAGACUAGUUGAAAGUUAAAAAUAUGUAUUUUCUGUGUUUUUUCUUAAUGACUUGAAAACUACUUAAUUUUAACGUACUUGCAGCCUAUACACAUGGACGCAGUAUGAUAAAUUAGUCUGUUAUCAAUUUUAUUAACAAUCUGACAUCACUCCAGUAUUUCUUUACAACAUUCAAAUUCUAAUUGUCUUUAUUCCACUGCUGAAGAAGCAUGACUCACAUCACCUCAUCUUUCAAACAUUCAGCCUGACAAAAGAUACAUAUUUUAUUAUUCCAUGCCUCACCAUUAAGUGAAUUAUUGCCAAUACAUAUUAACAAAGGGGUAGUACAUUUUGGUUUUGAUAUACUUACAUUUCUUGUAACCGUUAGUAAUCAUAAUUAUUUAUGCAACCAACUGACUAUUUUGGGUACAAUUAUAUUGACAUUGUUGCACUGCUUUUAGAAUAUCAGGGAUAAUUCUCACAUGUGCCAACCCAAAUGUACUAGAGCAUGACAUUGGGGACUGGGCCCCCAAUCCUAUAACAUGCCUAUCGAGUGAACCCUGAAAAGAGAAAGAAGAUCCGCAGUGAGGGGGAAAGUUACUACGGAUAUUAAGGAGCUAGUUCUAGAAGCUAGUGAGUUUUAGGAUUCUAUAGAAAGAAAAAGGAGAAAAUAUAUUAUUUUAUUAUGUUAUUUAGAAGUGUUUUUUCUUGUUUUUUAUUGUUGACAGCCAGUAGACACCAUGUUUAUAUUGGUGAUGUCACGUUCUGUCCAUCGUUUGUAUGUGUUU
Messenger RNA from Oncorhynchus gorbuscha (pink salmon), 2128 nucleotides. Its product is annotated as zinc finger protein OZF-like. The record is from RefSeq and is a predicted model, not a curated record. The transcript is spliced from 2 exons. Gene Ontology annotation, biological process: regulation of transcription by RNA polymerase II. Bases 67 to 1293 code for a protein of 408 amino acids. Gene Ontology annotation, molecular function: DNA-binding transcription factor activity; RNA polymerase II cis-regulatory region sequence-specific DNA binding. Lineage: Eukaryota; Metazoa; Chordata; Actinopteri; Salmoniformes; Salmonidae.